AUGGCUUUCAAAAGCAACGAAACGCGCGCCGCGAUGAGAAAGCAAUGUCGAGAGGCGCUAUCUGCACAUAUCCAUAAUCGACUUGGCCUUGAUGUUGCACCCAGCGAAGUUCGCCACCAGCCACCAGUCGAGGACGGAUACGCCUGGUCAGUGACGGAAUUCAAGAAAUCAUUAUUGCAGUCGAGCCUAAGCAAUGGGACCGUCGGUCUAUUUCGAGCUAUAUGUGAAGAAUUGGGCCGGUCGCUCGAAGCAGUUACACCGCAGACCUUGCACGAUUCUGACUCGGGGCGGGACGAUGAUCCAGGGGAAGAUGAAGAUGUAAGCGCGCAUGAGGAAGAAGACGGGUCAUUUACAGCAAAAAUCCGCCAACUGGAAGGCGCGAACCGCGAGCUGGGGGUUGAGCUCGAUCGUACUCGGGCCCGGCUAGACGACGCGCACAGCAAAAGCGAUCGGUUUCAGAAAAAGUCUCGUCGGCUUCGGACUGAGCUUGAAGCCAGCUCACUCCGAACCAGUCGGCUAGAGACUGAAUUGACGCGUGUCAGAGAGGGAGUCACCGAGGCGAUGAAGGCUUUACAAAGCCAUGGGAACCAGAACAGUAGCUCGCCGGCGGGAGAACGCGAUCGGAAUUGA
Molecule: messenger RNA, 630 nt
Organism: Penicillium antarcticum
Lineage: Eukaryota; Fungi; Ascomycota; Eurotiomycetes; Eurotiales; Aspergillaceae
Exons: 3
Coding region: 1-630 (209 amino acids)
Source: RefSeq, a predicted model, not a curated record